Molecule: messenger RNA, 969 nt
Organism: Microthlaspi erraticum
Lineage: Eukaryota; Viridiplantae; Streptophyta; Magnoliopsida; Brassicales; Brassicaceae
Source: the annotation of a GenBank genome assembly
AUGGAUGUUCCAAUCAUGGUUGGAGAUUGCUACAUCCCUGCUGAUUUUGUAGUUCUUGAGCUGGAACACCAACCUAAAGACCCUCUUAUCUUGGGAAGGCCAUUCCUAGCUACUGCAGGAGCUAUAAUAGAUGUCAAGAAUGGAAAGAUUGACUUGCAUCUUGGAGAUAUAGUGAUGAAUUUCGAAGUAAACAAGUCUAUGGAGAAGCCAACUGUAGAUGGUCAAGCUUUUUGGAUUGGAGAGCUCGCAGAGACAAGAGAAGAAGUGCUGGAUGAACUCCUUCUUAUUGAUCCCUUGGAGCUAGCUUUGACAAAGGCUGAGAAUGAGUAUGGAUACAUGGAAAGAGAAGCUCAAUGCUUAGUCAAGUUCAUGGAUUCAAAGGAAGCUUAUAAAGAGCUGAUAGCUUAUAUGGACUUAGAGAGAGAAGAGGAAGAGCCAGACAUUGACAAGGUCAGGAAAAUCACAAACCAAGUUAAGUUCGACCCAUGGUGCCCACUUAGAGCUCCAAAAGCCGAGCUAAAACAACUCCCAGUUGGUCUAAGGUAUGAAUAUCUUGGUCCUAAUGAAACAUAUCCUGUUAUUGUUAAUGCUGCACUAACAAAAGAAGAGACCGCUUUACUUGUUCGCGAACUGAGAAAGCAUAGAAAGGCUCUUGGUUACUCUUUGGAUGAUUUAACAGGAAUCUCACCUGAACUAUGCACACAUCGCAUCAUCCUGGAGGAUGAGUCUAGUUCUUCAAUUGAACACCAAAGGAGGCUAAACCCAAACCUAAAGGAAGUUGUCAAGAAGGAGAUAAUGAAGCUAUUGAAAGCUGGAGUGAUUUAUCCAAUAUCAGAUAGUGCAUGGGUCAGCCCUGUACAUGUCGUGCCAAAGAAAGGAGGGAUCACAGUCAUCAAGAAUGAACAUGAUGAGCUCAUUCCAACAAGACAAUCACUGGACACAGAAUGUGUGUCGACUACAGGAAGCUGA